AUGACCAUGAGGUUUGAGAUGACGGGCCACCGCGGAGCUGUCAACUUCGUUGCUGCGUACGCCCCAACCGAGGUCGCCGGCGACGACAUCAAGCCAGAGUUCUGGGGAAAACUUGGCAGUCUCGUGCGGAGGAUUUCCUCCAAAGAAUGCAUGUAUAUCCUGAUGGAUGCCAAUGCUCGGAUGAGAGAAAGGAUGGAAAAGGAGGACGAUGGCGUCAUGCGGAUGCACGGGUGUGAUGAGCUAAACGAGAAUGGCCGACUACUGCUGACCUUUGCAGCGGAAAACAACCUAGCACUCGCGAACACGUUCUUCGAGACACGCAAGGGCGGAAUAUGGCACACAUACAACGGUGCGUCAGGGACCGACCGCUGGCGCCCCGACUUCAUUCUAACGCGGCAGGCACACCGCGGCCGAGUUUCUAGCAUGGUUGUCAUCCCCCAGCCGGUAUCCCCAGUCAAGGCGGACCCAGACCACAAUAUGGUACUAGCCACCGUCAAAACAGUCAAGGCGGACCCACACCACAACAUGGUGAUAACCACCGUCAACCUCGGUGGCAGGCUUGCCCACAGCCGAGCAGUCCGGACCAAACCGAAACAGCGGCAGUUCGACCGACGGGUUCUGCAGGUCGAAGCAACGCGAUGGGCGGUGACUACGCGGUUCCUCCUCAACCUUGGCCAACGGCAGGACGAACGAGCGACCACCACCCCGGAGAAGGCGACCGAGUUCACCAAUGCUCGCCUCGAAGUGGCGAGGGCGAUACUACCCGAGGAACCGCGGAGACGACGCUCGCGGGAACGGUGUGAGACCCCUGAGACAAGAGCAGCAUUGGAGGAGGCCCUCACCAAACGGCGGGAAGCGCGCCAAUCGAUGAAGGACAAGUUGAACACAACAUCGUGGAGGGCCCUCACGGCAGCGUGUGAGGGAGUGGCCGCAGCAGUCCAAACGGGCAAAUAUGCCCACCUGGACAGAUAUGUGACGGACCUCGAAGCGAUCUACAAGGACCACGAUAUGAAAGGCCUCUACCAACGCCUCAAGAGAUCAGUGGGGCUCAGUGGGAGACAAGCGGGAGGACAGCAGUCCGUUGUGGACGAGAAUGGCGUGCUGCUUCGGAGAAAGAACGACAUCCUCAAGCGAUGGGCGAGAUUCUUCGGCACCCUACUCAACACUAAGUCCCCCACCCUGAACCCAGACGUAAUCGAACAAGUGACGCACCGACCGGCGACACGUGCCACUCGACGGUUGGGAGAGGUGCCAGACCUAGAGGAAGUGGAACGGGCAACGAAAGGACUGCAGAACUGGAAGGCACCCGGCAAUGACUCCCUCCCUGCCGAGUUGCUCAAGAUCGACGACCACGACGAGGAACCCAUCGUCCUGAAGCACCUCCAUGCGCCAUCCUCGUUGAGGGGGAUCUCGCUCCUAUCUCACGUAGGCAAGGUCCCCGUGAAGAUCAUCACCAACAGCCAAAGCGCCUUCUACGGAACCAACAACAUCCUCCCGGAGGAACAAUGCGGGUUCCGACCUGGGCGAUCCACCAUCGACAUACUGUUGGUCGUGCGCCGACUCCAGGAGUUGGGGCGGAGAAGGAAAAUACCGCUCUACAUGUGCUUCGUCGACCUCAAGAAGGAGUAUGAUUCGGCGGACCGAGAGUUGCUGUGGAAGGUGCUGGCCAGGGCCGGGAUUCCUGAGGAGAUGAUCGCCGUCAUCCGCCAAUUCCACGAUGGAAUGACUGGCGAGAAUGAUGACCGUCAUCGUGGAGGUGUUCGGGAAGAGGUGUUCGGGGAACUCGGGCUGACGGUAUCCGAAAAGAAGACGGAGACGCUUCUGAUGCGCGCAAAGGAGAAGCAGACAACAACAACAACACCGCCCCCCCCACCGCCACCGCUGAUCGUCGAGGCAGCAGGGCAGAGGUACGCCCACACGACUGAACUCCGGUACCUAGGUGGCCUCGUCAACGAACAUGGCGACCUCACCCGGGAGAUCAAUUACCGGAACAAAGCAGCGUGGGCAUGCGUCCGGAGAUAUGGCCAGGAGCUCUUCGACAGGCCAAGAGCACCGUUCCGACUCAAGACUCGCCUGCUCCAGGCCGAGGCGAUGGAAGCACUGCUGUACGGCUGCAUGACAUGGGCCCCACGUCAAGACCAAUACCGGACGUUGCGGACGAUACACCACCGACUACUCCUGCGAGUUGUCGGUUACCAACGCAUGAAGUGCACCUACCGGCAGCUUUCCUAUGCCCAGACCCUGAAGAGGGUAGGGUGCCAGAGCGUGGAAAGCACUAUUCGGCAACGGCGCCUGCUGUUCGCGGGAGCGCUGGCAAGGCAGCCAGACGGACGACUCCCGAAACGGCUGAUGCUUGGCGAGCUGGUUGGGGGGGAGGGCUCAGGCAGGGGGAAACCGGAGCAAAACUGGCAGAUGUGCCUGAAGGACGACCUCAAGAUGUUCGAAGCAGAGCACGGAUCUACGGACGCCGAGCCAUGCUUCUUCGGAGUCCUGGAAACAACUUGGGUGGAAAAAGCGAAGGUGGACCGGGGGGUAUCGUGGCAUACAGGGGUACUGCAGGGAGCUCAGAGGUGCUUGGCCUCCUGGCACAAGAAGGAACAGGAGGCUAGCCGACAACGAGAGCUCAAACGGAACAAGAAGCCCGGCAACAACACGGACGCGGCAUCAACCACGCGGGCGGGAGGGGUGCAGAAGGCGGACGAGACGGCGAGGAAAGCGAGGAAACGCGAAGAGGCGGACCGAAUGGCGCGAAGCACUGUGCCGAAUUGA
Messenger RNA from Ectocarpus sp. CCAP 1310/34, 2769 nucleotides. The record is from the annotation of a GenBank genome assembly. Lineage: Eukaryota; Phaeophyceae; Ectocarpales; Ectocarpaceae.